UACUGGUUAAAGACGUUUUACACUCAUUUUAUUGUAGUAAAAAUAGCAAAUGCUAGCGUAUAGUUAGUAAAUACCGAGUACCAGGGUGAAAUUUCUCAUUAAGAUUUCCUGUGUGUUUACAAAUGCGCUCAGCGGAUACUUAACAUUUCGCCUUUUAUUAGUUUAAAGGUUUUAGAUAGUAUGGACGUAUGUUUUUGUGUUAAACUUAGACAAGUUUUUGUGUGAGAAUAUUUACUUUUUUUUAUAUAAAAUGUAGUGAAUUUGGACUCGAGAAAAUGGUGGAUUGGAAGUUAAGAUUCUGUUUUUCACUGUUUAUUUUGUGUUACACAAAGGAAACUACUGGUACAGUUGAGUCAUGGGACAUGCAACAACAAUGCGGUAGAACACUGGAAAGUUAUGGAGGAACGCUACACUUUGACGCCACGAUGCUCCGGAACAGCUUUUGUCAGGUGAAGAUUGUGGGCAAAGGGGCAGCCGAUACAAUGUUGUCAUUAUUUUUCACUUCUUUUAACGUCACUGGUGACUCUUGUAUGGAAAACGUAACCAUAGAGGAACCUGGCGCAGUACAACAAACAUAUGAGCUCGGGAACAUCCCAAAUGGGCUUUACCAGUCAUUUUGCAGAAAUACGGGGUAUAUGAACCAGAAUUCCAUAUACACAACCUUCCAUGAAUCAUUGAUACUGAAGUACUCAUCGCGUCAGAAAGAAGCAGCCAAGAAUAUGAAAUUCACCCUAAAAUUCUCAUCUUUUACAUCCAGAUUUAAAGGCUGUACAAAAGAAGAGGCGGAGGAGGGCAUGUUUUCCUGUCCAACAGGACGGUGUGUGCACAGCAGUUUACUGUGCGGGGACUUAAACCCUUGUGGUGAUAAUAGAGACUGUAACUCCACUGAGGCCAUAUUAGAACAGAAUAGAGAUGAUAAGGGCGUGAAUUAUGUGAAAUUUCUGGUUGUGACUAUUGUUGUAUUGUUUGCAAUAUUUGCACUUAUUCAAAUAACACUGAUAGUGAGGAACGAAAACAAGUGCACUCAUACUAGGAAAUACCAACAAAAGGAGCAGCUUCAAGCGGAACUGAUGCCAAUGACAAACGGCCACGUUGAAAGGGGACAGAGAGACACUAAUGUUGAAGUUGUGAAAACCUGAAUACAGGAGAUAAACACGGGAUGAGACGGAAAAUGUUUAAAUGAAACUGUUUGUGUCACAUAUUUUUACUUCCGGGAAAUCCACAUUUCUUGCGAUAAUGAGAAAGGUUGACACUGGUUCAUGUGUCUUCGGUAAUGGGUAGAUGACGUCACCUCAGCAUAUUGUUUAAAAUACGUGGUCUUUAGAAUAAAUUAAUGGCACAUAGAUUCUUAUGUGAGACGCAUUUCUAAAGUAAGAAACAUUAUCAACGUUCUUCGAUAGAUUUUACGUUUAUUUAGCAGCGUGUUACUUUCCUUUUAUCAUUUUUCAUUUUCAGAUACAUUUGUUUGCAUUUCAUAUAUUGUGUCAUAUUACAAUCUGAAGAAAAAGAUAUUAAUAUAUCUCGCUGCAGCUAUACACUGAACGAGAAGUUUUAACAGUGCUCUUUAGCAUUUUUAUAUGUUGCCAUUGCAGUUUGUUAAUUUAAAAACAAGGUAAACAAGCUGUUCGCCGUCCAUUUGUUCAUGAAAGUUAUUUCAUUAUGCAUCAGUUUGAUAUUGCGUAUUAUUUGUAGCUAUAUAGAAAUUUAAUAAAUGCGCAUCGCAUCUGCUUUAUCAUUUGGCUUCAUGUAUCAUCCAUAACCAAAAUGUUUAGAAUGGUUGGUUUAAUUUGAAUUAUGUACAAAACCAUAUGCGAUUGGUCCAGCACUAUGUAAAUAUGCAAAAAGCAGCACCAGCUGUCAUUCUUGUAUAUCGCCUUUUGAAUAUUUUACUUACAGUUUCUGCAUAUAUCAGAAAUAAAAAAAGACGCAGCUACAUUUCAUUAUAAAUAUGAGGAGAAAUAGAAAACAAGUUUCCAACUAUAUUAACAUACAGUAUUUUUGUAUUUACUCAAAUGUUUGAGGAUUAUAUUUUGUUAGAAUUCACAUUCUUUUCAGCAAUUUUGAAUUAUUGAACUUUACUUCCACACCAAUCGCUGAAGCUUUACGUGUAUAUCCGUUCUGACUUUAAAGGUAUUCCAUAAAAUAUUUAAUUCGACACAUUUACUUCUCAUGUAGAAAAAAUGUAUACAAUUUUACUAAAUAUAUAAUUUAAUUAAAUGUGUAUGUGGAGCUAUAUUCAUAAUUAGCAGCUGAUUGCUAGGAAAAACUUUUUUUCAAAUAUGAAAUUUAGAUCUAGCAUCCAUCAAAAAAUAAAAAAAUGCAAUUACAGUUCAUUUUGAUAAAAUGUACUUCUUUUAAGAGAAACGCAUUACAAUUUUAUCUCACCUGUCACAAAGUGACAAGGUGAGCUUUUGUGAUCGUGCGGUGUCCGUUGUCCGUCGUCCGUCCGUGCGUGCGUCCGUCCGUAAACUUUUUGCUUGUGACCACCCUAGUGGUCACAUUUUUCAUGGGAUAUUUAUGAAAGUUGGUCAGAAUGUUCAUCUUGAUGAUAUCUAGGUCAAUUUCGAAACUGGGUCACGUGCCGUCAAAAACUAGGUCAGUAGGUCUAAAAAUAGAAAAACCUUGUGACCUCUCUAGAGGCAAUAUAUUUCACAAGAUCUUCAUGAAAAUUGGUCGGAAUGUUCACCUUGAUGAUAUUUAGGUCAAGUUUGAAACUGGGUCACGUGCCAUCAAAAACUAGGUCAGUAGUUCUAAAAAUAGAAAAACCUUGUGACCUCUCUAGAGGCCAUAUAUUUCACAAGAUCUUCAUGAAAAUUGGUCGGAAUGUUCACCUUGAUGAUAUUUAGGUCAAGUUUGAAACUGGGUCACGUGCCAUCAAAAACUAGGUCAGUAGUUCUAAAAAUAGAAAAACCUUGUGACCUCUCUAGAGGCCAUAUAUUUCAUAAGAUCUUCAUGAAAGUUGGUCAGAACGUUCACCUUGAUGAUAUCUAGGUCAAGUUCAAAAGUGGGUCACGUGCGGUCAAAAACUAGGUCAGUAGGUUAAAUAAUAGAAAAACCUUGUGACCUCUCUAAAGGCCAUAUUUUUCAUGGGAUCUGUAUGAAAGUUGGUCUGAAUGUUCAUCUUGAUGAUAUCUAGGUAAAGUUCGAAACUGGGUCACGUAUGGUCAAAAACUAGGUCAGUAGGUCUAAAAAUAGAAAAACCUUGUGACCUCUCUAGAGGCCACAUAUUUCAUGAGAUCUUCAUGAAAAUUGGUCAGAAUGUUCACCUUCAUAAUAUCUAGGUCAAGUUCGAAAGUGGGUCACGUGCCGUCAAAAACUAGGUCAGUAGGUCAAAUAAUAGAAAAGCCUUGUGACCUCUCUAGAGGCCAUAUUUUGCAUGGGAUCUGUAUGAAAGUUGGUCUGAAUGUUCAUCUUGAUGAUAUCUAGGUCAAGUUUUAAAGUGGGUCAUGUGCCUUCAAAAACUAGGUCAGUAGGUCAAAUAAUGAAAAAACGUUGUGACCUCUCUAGAGGCCAUAUUUUUCAUGGGAUCUGUAUGAAAGUUGGUCUGAAUGUUUUUCUUGAUGAUAUAUAGGUAAGUUUGAAACUGGGUCACGUGCCUUAAAAAACUAGGUCAGUUGGUCAAAUAAUAAAACAACUUUGUGACCUCUCUAGAGGCCAUAUUUUUCAUGGGAUCUGUAUGAAAGUUGGUCUGAAUGUUCAUCUUGAUGACAUCUAGGUCAAGUUUGAAACUGGGUCAACUGCGGUCAAAAACUAGGUCAGUAGGUCUAAAAUAAUUAAAAUCUUUUGACCUCUCUAGAGGCCAUAUUUUUCAAUGGAUCUUCAUGAAAAUUGAUCUGAAUGUUCACCUUGAUCAUAUCUAGGUCAAUUUCGAAACUGGGUCACGUGCGAUCAAAAACUAGGUCAGUAGGUAUAAAAAUAGAAAAACCUUGUGACCUCUCUAGAGGCCAUAUUUUUCAUGAGAUCUUCAUGAAAAUUAGUGAGAAUGUUCACCUUGAUGAUAUCUAGAUCAAGUUCAAAACAGGGUCACGUACCUUCGAAAACUAGGUCCAUAGGUCAAAUAAUAGAAAACUUUGUGACCUCUCUAGAGACCAUAUUUUUCAAUGGAUCUUCAUGAAAAUUGGUCAGAACUUUUAUCUUGAUAAUAUCUAGGUCAAGUUCAAAACUGGGUCACAUGAGCUGAAAAACUAGGUCACUAUGUCAAAUAAUAGAAAAAACGACGUCAUACUCAAAACUGCGUCAUGUGGGAAGAGGUGAGCGAUUCAGGACCAUCAUGGUCCUCUUGUUAUGUAAUUUAAGCUAAGUUUGAAGAUUUUGAAAUUCCGAGUAAAAAUAAUAAUGUAAUGUAAUAUUUUGUAGUGGCUACUGGCUAACUUUUUUACUGCCAGCAUACAUUUCUUUUACAAAUACCAAUUUCAUUUUACUGUAUGUUUGAUACAAGCGCUUAACUCUUUCGUUACAAUAUUUGUACAUCCCAAGGAAUUAAUUAGAUACAGUUAAGUUUAUUAUUCAUGAGCAGUUAUUUGUAAUUAUACAUCGUCAGAUAAUACAUUUUCGUAUUGUAUUCUCCACACGUACAUUUUCUCUAUUUUGUUAAUGAUACGAAAUAAAACAAUGUAUCAAUUUUUACUGUUGUCUCACUGCAUGACACAACAUGAGUUAUACAUGUUCGAAAUAAAAGAGAAUGGUGUGAGUAUGGAGUGUCACGAACAGUAAAACAUUAGCGGUUAUCUCAAUACAGAGCAUAGGUCAGCUUACAAUUUCAAGUGUAUUACUUUCCUUUCAUUAUUUUUCAUUUUCAGAUACAUUUGUAUGCAUUUCAUAUACAUGUAUUGUGUCAUAUUACACUUUGAAGAAGAAGCUAUUAAAAUUUCUCGAAGCAGUUUUGAACUGAACGAGAAGUUUAAACAGUGCCCGCUUAAGUUGCAAGUUUUGGUUUGUUUGUACAAGCUAUUCGCCGUCCAUAUUUUCCUGAAAAUAAUAACUUUUUGCAUCAUUUUGCCAUUGCGUAUUACUUGUAGAUAUAUAGAAGUUUAAUAAAUGCGCAUCUCAUCUGCUUGAUCGUUUGACUUCAUGUAUCAUUCAUAACCAAAGUGUUUAGAGCGCCUGUCUGAAUUUGAAUUAUGCACAACACCAGAUGCGAUUGGUCCAGCACUAUGUAAAUAUGCAAAAAAGAUGCACCAGCUGCCAUUCUUGUAUAUCGCUUUUGAAUAUUUUACUGACAGUUUCUGCAUAGAUCGGAAAUAAAAAAAAGAGACGCAGCUGCAUUUCAUUAUAAAUAUGAGGAGAAAGAGGAAACACGUUUCCGACUAUUUUAACUUACAGUAUUUUUUUAUAAACUUUUAGAUCUUGUGAAAGUCAAAUACUUUGCAUUUUUUGUUAACUCAAAACUUGAUUCUUUGAGGAAUAUAUUUUGUCAGCAUUCUUCUUCAUUUCGGUCGUUCUCAAAAUUAUUGAAUUUUACUUGUAUAUUAUCAGCUACUUCAGCUGUUGAUAUAUAACCAUGGGAUUCUGACUUUAAAGUAGAUAUAAAAUUGUUUUUCAUUUUGAUUAAAUGUGCAUCAGUGUUGAAAAGCGCAUAUUUUAUAAAGAUUUUGAAAUCUUACUUCAAAAUAAUGUUAUAUUCUGUAGCGGCUAGCCUAUAUAUACAAAACAUAAGUUUGUUUCUUUUUACUGUAGGUCUUCUUUUCACAAUCAUAUUAGUAUAUACGAGCAUGUGUGUCAAUACAAACUCACUUGCAAUCACACUUUUGUUAGAUCACCCAUCUUCAUACGUACGUUUUCCACAUUGUAUUGAUAUUAUAAAAUAAAACAACAAACCGUUAAAGUUAA
Mercenaria mercenaria is the source of this 5829-nucleotide messenger RNA. RefSeq lists its product as uncharacterized. The record is from RefSeq and is a predicted model, not a curated record. NCBI's taxonomy places the organism in Eukaryota, Metazoa, Mollusca, Bivalvia, Venerida, Veneridae. The transcript is spliced from 5 exons. The coding region runs from base 276 to 1139 and encodes 287 amino acids.